Carlito syrichta (Philippine tarsier) is the source of this 3288-nucleotide messenger RNA. RefSeq names its product solute carrier family 38 member 4 (gene SLC38A4). Gene Ontology annotation, biological process: amino acid transmembrane transport. The record is from RefSeq and is a predicted model, not a curated record. Lineage: Eukaryota; Metazoa; Chordata; Mammalia; Primates; Tarsiidae. Bases 209 to 1852 code for a protein of 547 amino acids. The transcript is spliced from 16 exons. Gene Ontology annotation, molecular function: amino acid transmembrane transporter activity.
ACUGGGCUGUGCGCCGCGCGCGGGGAGCAUGAGCCGGGUGGUGGCGCGCAGGGAGCACUGCGGAAGGCUGCCGCCUCGGGACGCCGCACUCACACAGAACAGAGUGUUCUGAACAUCAACACAAAGUGGAAGAGCUUAAGCUGAAGGUACAGUAUAUUAUUUACACUGAAGGAGCUCCUGUGUCGACAAAAAAUCGCUGACAGCUCAAAUGGAUCCCAUGGAACUGAGAAAUGUCAACAUCGAACCAGAUGAUGAGAGCAGCAGUGGAGAAAGUGUUCCAGAUAGCUACACCGGAAUGGGAAAUUCAGAAAAGGCAGCAAUGAGCAGUGAAUUUGCAAAUGAAGAUGCUGAAAGUCAGAAAUUCCUGACAAAUGGAUUUUUGGGGAAAAAGAAGCUGGCAGAUUAUGAUGAUGAACAUCAUCCUGGAACCACCUCCUUUGGAAUGUCUUCUUUCAACCUGAGUAACGCCAUCAUGGGCAGUGGGAUCUUGGGCUUGUCCUAUGCCAUGGCCAACACAGGGAUCAUACUUUUUAUAAUCAUGCUGCUCGCUGUGGCAAUAUUGUCCCUCUACUCAGUUCACCUCUUAUUAAAGACAUCCAAGGAAGGAGGGUCUUUAAUUUAUGAAAAAUUAGGGGAAAAAGCAUUUGGAUGGACUGGAAAAAUUGGAGCUUUUGUUUCUAUUACAAUGCAGAACAUUGGAGCAAUGUCAAGCUACCUCUUUAUCAUUAAAUAUGAACUACCUGAAGUAAUCAGAGCAUUCAUGGGACUUGAAGAGAAUACUGGAGAAUGGUACCUUGAUGGCAACUACCUCGUCAUAUUUAUAUCUGUUGGAAUUAUUCUUCCACUUUCUCUUCUGAAAAAUUUAGGUUACCUUGGUUAUACCAGUGGAUUUUCUCUUACCUGUAUGGUGUUUUUUGUCAGUGUGGUGAUUUACAAGAAAUUCCAAAUACCUUGCCCCCUGCCUGUUCUGGACCAUAGUGUUGGAAAUCUUACAUUCAACAACACACUUCCCAUGUAUGUGGUAAUGUUACCCAACAACUCUGAGAGCUCCGGUGUGAACUUCAUGAUGGAUUAUGCCCACCGCAAUCCAGCAGGGUUGGAUGAGAACCAGGCCAAGGGCUCUCUUCAUGACAGUGGAGUAGAGUACGAAGCCCAUAGUGAUGACAAGUGUCAGCCCAAAUACUUUGUAUUCAACUCUCGGACGGCCUAUGCAAUCCCCAUCCUAGCAUUUGCUUUUGUAUGUCACCCCGAGGUCCUUCCCAUCUACAGUGAACUUAAAGGACGGUCCCGGAGGAAAAUGCAAACAGUGUCAAAUAUUUCCAUCACGGGGAUGCUAAUUAUGUACCUACUUGCUGCCCUCUUUGGUUACCUGACCUUCUAUGGAGAAGUUGAAGAUGAAUUGCUUCAUGCUUAUAGCAAAGUGUAUACCUUUGACACCCCUCUUCUCAUGGUACGCCUGGCGGUCCUGGUGGCAGUAACACUAACAGUGCCCAUUGUCCUGUUCCCAAUUCGUACAUCAGUGACCACACUAUUAUUUCCCAAAAGACCCUUUAGCUGGAUAAGACAUUUCCUGAUUGCAGCUGUAAUUAUUGCACUUAAUAAUGUUCUUGUCAUCCUUGUGCCAACUAUAAAAUACAUCUUUGGAUUCAUAGGGGCUUCUUCUGCCACUAUGCUGAUUUUCAUUCUUCCAGCAGCUUUCUAUCUUAGACUUGUCAAGAAAGAACCUCUUAGUUCACCCCAAAAGGUCGGGGCCUUAAUUUUCCUUGUGAUUGGAAUCAUUUUCAUGAUUGGAAGCAUGGCACUCAUUAUAAUUGACUGGAUUUACAAUCCUCCUAAUUCUAAGCAUCACUAACCCAAGGAAAAAUAUUUUCUUUUUCUGUUGGAAAUGGUUGCAAGCUAUGCUCCAAAAGACAUUUGAGGUAUCUUGAUUGGAAUGUUAUUUAUAGGAAAUAACAGGAAGAUUCCAAAGACAUUUACUAGUAAUAUCACCAGACACCUGCAGAAGAGAAAAUCAUCCUUUUUUGUCAAGAAUGGCUGUUUAUAUGUUUAAAAUCUGUGGUGCAUAUUUCUACCCAGGUUUUACUAGAACAGUGUGACAUGAUCAAGGUUUACUUUUGCUGCUGUACAGCAGAAUAAGGGUAGCUGUGUGUAAUGGUCAUCAGAUAGUACCUUUCCUCCCACUUCUCUUCACUUCCCAUUUCCAAAAAAAAAGUACCAAAUAUUUUAGAACAUCAACAAAAAUGCUCUUGUGGCAAAACUAUCACCAUUUAAUGACUUCUCCCAAUCUUGCACCAAACAUUCUGGGUCUGUUUACUAACAGAGAGGCAAAAGGCAUGUCUUGUGAGCUGUCCCCGUAAGGUACAUGAAUGAUCAGACACUAGUCUAGAGCAUCUCAUGGUCAGCUGCAAAAGAAUAUUUUGCCCAUCCUCUCUGUGACAUUGAAUUAGUGACUUUCUUUAUUCAAUGUAUUUUUGCUAAAUAUCAAAACAUCUUACCAAACAUAGAGAGGGGCUUUAUUUAAAUUGUAGAACAACAACAAAAAUAAUGUUUAUAGCUAAACUCUCUGUUCUGGAAGCAUCUGCUUUUUAACGUUAUUCCUAAGUCCUCUUGUCAGACUUUUGUCAUUGAACAAUGCUCUCCCUCUCGUCUUCCAUUCUCAUUCAGAAUUUUUAGAAGACCACGAUUCAUGUGGAGAUACACUACCCAGUAUUGUUUGAUACAUUUUUAUUUGAUAAACAUUCAGUGCAGGAAACUGUGAUUUGCUAUAUGUUUAUGUAUAUAAUCUUAUUCUGUAGUCAUCAGAAUGUUAAUGUAUGGUACAUUUGAUUUUUAUUUUUUACAUGUGUAGUUUUCUCUCUUCACAGUCAAAACAUUUAUAUGUUUGGGGGCGGGGCAGGGAAUUAAGUUGGUGGGCUCAAAGAUCCAUUUGUAUGUAUCUGUCUAUAGGGGACAUUUUAAAUUUGAAACCUAAGUUAUAUAUAGAUCAGUAAUGCUCUUCUUCAAUGUUUACAAUUAAUAUAAUCAUCUACAAGAAAAUAAGUCCUUUUUGAAAAUAAUUAUCAAUCCUAAAGUUGUUCUUUUAAUUUAGCAUGUCUGAAAUAGGAUUUAGUUCAUUUUAGCUUGCACAGGUGUUUGCUGACAUUCAUUUGUCACUUAAGACAAUGUUGAGUGGUUCUCCAUAAAAAUAAAAGUGUUACCACUACAAAUAAAAACAAACUAUCAUUCUUGCUCACUGCUGUAACGUACUUACAUAAAGUGGAUUUUAAGAUUACUACUCACUACCUGAAA